GCGGGUUCUCUUCCCACGGGCGUCAUGGCGGAGGCGGCACUGGACAGGGUGCGGAGGGCGUUACAAGAGUUCCCGGCGGCGGCUCGCGACCUCAGUGUUCCUCGUGUUGUGCCCUACCUGGAUGAGCCCCCAAGUCCACUCUGUUUCUACCGAGAUUGGGUGUGCCCCAAUAGGCCGUGCAUUAUCCGCAAUGCCCUGCAGCACUGGCCAGCCCUCCAGAAGAUGUCCCUCUCCUACUUAAGAGCCACAGUGGGCUCCACAGAGGUGAGUGUGGCCGUGACUCCAGAUGGUUAUGCGGAUGCUGUGCGAGGGGACCGGUUUGUGAUGCCUGCUGAACGUCGCCUGCCCAUCAGCCAUGUGGUGGAUGUGUUGGAGGGUCAGGCCCAGCACCCGGGAGUCCUCUAUGUGCAGAAGCAGUGCUCCAAUCUGCCCACUGAGCUGCCCCAGCUUCUGUCAGAUAUCGAGUCCCAUGUGCCCUGGGCCUCUGAGUCCCUGGGAAAGAUGCCUGAUGCUGUCAACUUCUGGCUGGGUGAGGCAGCUGCUGUGACAUCCUUGCACAAGGACCACUAUGAAAAUCUGUACUGUGUGCUCUCUGGUGAGAAACACUUCUUGUUACAUCCACCCAGUGACCGGCCCUUCAUUCCCUAUGAUUUGUACACACCAGCAACCUACCAGCUGACUGAAGAGGGCACUUUUAAGGUGGUGGAUGAGGAGGCCAUGGAGAAGGUGCCCUGGAUCCCACUGGACCCCCUGGCUCCAGACCUAGUCCGGUACCCCAGUUACAGCCAGGCACGGGCCCUUCACUGUACAGUGCGGGCCGGUGAGCUGUUGUACCUGCCGGCUCUGUGGUUCCACCAUGUCCAGCAGUCCCAUGGCUGCAUUGCUGUGAAUUUCUGGUAUGACAUGGAGUAUGACCUCAAGUACAGUUACUUCCAGCUGGUGGACUCCCUCACUAGGGCCGCAGGCCUUGACUGAUGGGACCCUCACAGACACUGCAAAGGACAGCCAAUGUGGGAGGUUGAUUCUAGAAGCAGCCUAGAGUUUGACUAUGCGCUGGCUGCUUCCUGGGUCCCUUCGUGGGCUGAGAUCAACCUUGAAGAAACUUGGAAUACAGUUGGAGGACCAGGAGAUGCCAGGCAGGUCUGGGUGAGGGUGCCCAGGAAGUUGCCACACAGGUGACAAGGAAGCAUGGAUCAGGUCCAGCAGUGCCUCUCACCAGUGCUGUGACCUUGGGUGAGUCAGGGCAUGUCAGCAUCGGUCCUCUGGCUGUAAAGUGGAGAUAAUAAUAGCUCUAGCUCCCAGGACUGCUGUGGGGACAGACAUGGACCAACACAGAGGAAGCAGUCAAUAAAAGGUGGCGUUGAUACAUCUGGUCUCAUAUUCCCCAUCACCGUUGCCUUCUAUGGCCUGCUGAGGGCUUAAAUGUUCAGGUAAAAGUUUCAAGGUGGUCCUGAUUGAAGGGCAUAAGCCAGAUCCAGGCCUGGGGUGGAUGCUACCCACAUACAACAGUUGUGUUAGAACUGCCUGGGACUUGCCGGGCUCAGGGCCACCAGUGCUAUCUCUAGUUUGGUCCCAGACUGUUUGCUUUUCCUCCCUCAGCUCCAGGGAAGCUGAUGGGUCUGGAGCCCUGAGGGUAACUCCUAUUCUACAAGCAUGAACAGGAAGUGAUGGGAACCAUGUUCCUCCUGAGCUGUUCUCUGAGGAAAGAGUUGAUCUCCACACCCAGACUCCUUCUCACCAGCUAAAGAGCUGGGAGAGCCCUAUCCCCGCAUGCCAACCCACAGGCCUCAUCUCUGGCCACCCAGCUCCAGGGGUGGAGGCAGCCUAGACACAGCUUUGAAGGGCUGUUUUAUGUGAAAGCCACUCCCCUCCCUACAAGGUUGUGAUGGAGCCUGAGGUGCUCUUCUGAGAUUGCCCAGGGCUCCAGUUCAGACUGGGCAUUCCUGUCAUACUGGCACUGGGGAGGUUGCGAAAGGACCCACGACGACAUGAUGCUCAGCCCCACUGUUCACUGCUGUUUUGGGGGGCCACGGUCUGCUGACCUUCUCAGCCUGUGGCAGCAAAUUCAACUAGAAGCCCUCCUCUAAGUUAGGGCUGGUUGGGACAGUGGACUUCAGGGAGACUGUGGCUAACUCCAGGAGGUGUCACUGACUCCAGCAUUGGCUUAAGGUGUCUCACUUCCUGGGCAGGUGGCUGGGUCAGCAGUGGGUGUGGGGCUUGGGUGGAGCGGAGGACUCUGUAGGAGGGAUUUGAGAGGAAUGUGUGGGCAGUUGGCUCACCUUGGCUCUGGAUUUAAAGCUGACAGUUGGUCCUGUGGCCACCACCCCAUCUUUCCUGUUCCUGUGGACUCGGUCUCAUGGCUCUGGUAAGGCUCCAUAGGGCACUGGGCUCCCCAUUUCAUCCAGGGCCUGGUGGCUAUGGUUUCUAAGAGGAGCUGUGGGCUUCUCUAAGCAGAGGGAGGGAUGCUUUUCAGCUUCAGGACCAGACAGAGUGGAAGGCAGGGGCAAGGCCAGAACUGGGAUGGAGGUCUGUCUUGGGAAUGGGUUCCAGGCAGAACUCCCUGGAUUUGGACCCUGAGAACUCUGAGGAUCUUAUUCACUGUCCUGGGGGCUUAGAAGUAGCUGCUCCAUGCCUCUGACUCGGUUACUUGGCAUGUGGGAGCCCCAGCGCUGCCUCAGAAAUGAACUUCCUCAGCUUUGCUCCUGACCAUGGAGCUCUCUGAACUUGACUAUUGGCUCCUUUCCAGAGAUAUGGCUGAAGACCAAAAGGAAGGACAGGUGGUAUCGAGGACUGUGGGGGUGGCACAGGCUUCCUCUGCCCUGGCACACUGGCAAGUGUCCACAUCUCCAGAAGCAGGGGAUUUGGAAGGAGCUCUGGAGACCCCUAUCAGAUCUGGAGGAUGACAAUGUGUGGGUGGUCUGGGUUGGUAGCUGCUAUCCUGAUCAUGCAGAAUCCAUUCCCAGGAUGGGGCAGACAACACAGGUUCAGCUCACUCAUGGUGCCUAAGCCCCAAUGUAUUCCUUUCUUCCACUUGACACUCAGACCAGCCUCAAAGCGUCUUGGUGGGGUUAGGGUUGGUGGUGAGGUAAUGGGCUAGAAAGACAAAAGCCCAUACCCAGAAAUAGUGUGGGCCAUUAGCAAGCCAGCUUGCCUGUGUUCCGAUCUUAACCAUGCCUCAAGAGAGUGGCCUCGAUUUCCUCAUGGUUGGUCACUGUCAUAGCACCCUUCAGAGGAUGUGUGACAACUUAAUAAAUAUAUGCUAAGACCUUGGUAUGGAGCUGGCACAGUGUGGUGUUUAAUUAUGAGAAGGUGUCAUCGUGUAGAUACGAUGUCUCUUGUCACUCUGGGAUUCUGGUGGGUGCAAGUGGACCUGGUCCUUUUAGUAGAGAGUUAAACCUUGAGAGAUUGCCCCAACCUCCCCGAGGCCCUGUCACAUUUGCCCCAUCCACCUAUAGCAAACCUGCCCUGUCUGUCUGCAGGCAAAGGUGGCAGGGACAUGCCUGCUCACUGUCCG
This is a messenger RNA of Onychomys torridus (southern grasshopper mouse), 3514 nucleotides long. RefSeq names its product jumonji domain containing 7 (gene Jmjd7). Lineage: Eukaryota; Metazoa; Chordata; Mammalia; Rodentia; Cricetidae. Gene Ontology annotation, molecular function: 2-oxoglutarate-dependent dioxygenase activity. The record is from RefSeq and is a predicted model, not a curated record. The coding region runs from base 25 to 975 and encodes 316 amino acids. The transcript has 8 exons.